Molecule: messenger RNA, 879 nt
Organism: Lytechinus variegatus (green sea urchin)
Lineage: Eukaryota; Metazoa; Echinodermata; Echinoidea; Temnopleuroida; Toxopneustidae
Product: beta-1 adrenergic receptor-like
Exons: 1
Coding region: 1-879 (292 amino acids)
Biological process (GO): G protein-coupled receptor signaling pathway
Cellular component (GO): membrane
Molecular function (GO): G protein-coupled receptor activity
Source: RefSeq, a predicted model, not a curated record
AUGGCCCCUCUGGUGAACAACUUCAUGCUCAUGCAGUCAUUGUACGUCGUUUGCCUUGUGAGUUUCUGUCGUUAUCUUUCAGUCACGCAUCCAUUGUUUUAUCUUCGGAGCGUGACGAUUUCUCGUGUACGCAUCGCUGCCUUGUCCGUCAAGGCCUACGUCUUGCUUAACACGUGCGUCUUUCUACCCAUACAGGGUUUUCCAUUCUGGGAUGUCCUUGAUGAGAUGUGUAGUGUAAAGACUGAGAGGUUGGAUGUCUUACAUCACAGGCCAUCCGAAUCCAUUCUAUCUGGGAACUUUACACCUGCGGUGGCAUUUGUAUCUGUUUCCUUCGUACUGCCUCUGUGUCUACUAACAUUUCUCAAUUUUCGACUCCUUUGCAUUGCCUGUCGUAUCAGCCGACGCGAGAAAAGCCAGCAUCGGGUUGUCCAAAGAAACCCAAAGAGCAGUCACUCUGAUGGCAGUGGUUCUUCGAACAAUGAAUACCUACAUCAGGAGUAUCACUCACGGAUUAGGAGACGACAUGAGCGGAAGGGUCUUCGAGGAUUCCUCACGGUGUUUCUAAUGACCGCGUCCUUCUAUGUAUCUUGUCUACCUUAUGUUGUCAUAUCCGUUCUGACGUCAACGGCACCGGAUGUUAGACAAUAUCUGAGCGAGUAUGGGUGGAUGGUAGCCCUCAUGAUCAUGAUUAGCAAUGCUUGGUGGAAUGCACCCAUUUACCUUUUAACAUGCCGGACUUUCCGGAAGAAGGCACUGGAGAUCGUGACAUGCAGGAAGUCGAGGGCAAUGACAGCUUUCCAAGGUAGCGGACCCUCGUACGUUUCCCAUGCAUUUCAGUUGCAGUCUCAAGCCUCUCAUCGAAUAGAAACCACUGGAUAG